This is a messenger RNA of Eimeria acervulina, 2482 nucleotides long. Its product is annotated as ATP-dependent RNA helicase, putative. The annotation marks the transcript as partial. The transcript is spliced from 5 exons. Lineage: Eukaryota; Apicomplexa; Conoidasida; Eucoccidiorida; Eimeriidae. Gene Ontology annotation, molecular function: ATP binding; nucleic acid binding. The record is from RefSeq and is a predicted model, not a curated record.
CAACAGCAGCAGAAUUUCAGAUAGCAGGAACAUCUGCAGCACAGGCCACAGCGAUACCAGCAGCACCAACAGCAAUAGCAGCAGCAGCAGCAAUAGCAGCACCAGCAAUAGCAGGAGCAGCAGCAGCAAUAUACGCAGCAGCAGCAGCAGCAGAAGGGAGUCUGAUGCAGCAAGACCGCGCAGCAACCCAAAAGGGACAGCUUUCUUGUCUCCGCCGGAGUUGUCCGCCCUGCCCCAUGUACGGCAGCAGCAGCUGCUGCAGCAGCAGCAGCUGCAGCAGCAGCUGCAGCAGCAGGUGCAGAGAGAACGACAGCAGCAGCAGCAGCAGCGGCAGAAGCCCCGCAUAUACCUUCACCCUGCAGUACAAGGCGCCAGAAGGCGCUCAUCUGCUGCUAAACCUUCUGCUGCAGCAGCAGCAACAGUAGACAGAUCUGCAGCAGCAACAGUAGAGAGAUCUGCAGCAGCAGCAGCAGCAGAAGCAGAAGCAACAGCAUAUGAUGCAGCAGCAGACAAUCAUCUCGUUGCACUGGAGCAGCAUGACUUGGCUGCCCUCGAUAGCAGCAGCAGCAGCAGCAGCAGCAGCAGCAGCCGUGGACGGGGCCUCUUGUGCAAGGCCCUGAAGGCUUCGCUUGCUGCACAGGGGAUCCGAUCCCUUACAGAGGUGCAGCGAAGAGCGCUGCCACACAUCCUUGCAGGGCGUAGCGCCUUGAUAAGGUCCCCCACAGGUACAGGGAAGACUCUGGCGUAUGUGCUGCCGCUGCUGCAGCUGCUGCAGCAGCAGCAGUGGCCGCGCGAGGAGCCGAUUAUUAUAUUAACGCCCACUCGGGAGUUAGCAGAGCAAGUUGCAGCUCAGUUCUACAGGUUUCGCGGCAGCAUUGUUUGUCAUCCAGUCUUGGCUGUGGGGGGCCCCCAGGGGGGCCCCCCAUUGGGUAGCGUGCAGCUGCAGCAGCGCGGAGGGCAUGUCUUGAUCGGGACGCCUGGGCGUAUAGCAGCACUUGCUGCUGCAGGUUAUUUGCUGCACCUGCAGCAGCUCAAGUGCCUGGUUCUAGACGAAGCAGAUAAGCUUGUGGGGCCCUCGUUUGACGAUUCGUUAAAGAUAUUGCUGCAGCAAAUAAACCCUCAAAGACAAACUCUGCUGCUCUCAGCUACACUCCCCAACUGGGUGUCAAAACAAAUACAAGAAACACUCUCUCCCCCGCAGCAGGAGCAGCAGCAAGAGCAGCAGCAGCAGCAGCAGGAGCAGCAGCAGCAGCAGCAGCAGCAAGAGCAGCAAGAGCAGCAGCAAGGGAAUAAAGGGGCCGUUGUGAUUGACUUAAGGGACACUGGGGGCUCUGAACUGUCUCCUUCUGUCUCUCAUAUUGCUGUUAGGGUGCCACGUGCUGUAGGGGAGCGAUGCCGUGUUGCUGCUUUGCUGCUGCUGCAGCGGCUGCAGCCUGAAGCACAAGCAAUUAUCUUCUGCUGCAGCAGAGACGAGGUGUCGCUGCUGGCAGCACAUCCGUUGCUGCAGCAGCAGCAGGCGCGUCAGCUGCAUGCGCAGAUGCCUCAAAGGGAGAGGAGACAGACAGUGCAGCUAUUUAGAGACAGACAGUUUAAUGUUUUAAUUGCUUCUGAUCUUGCAGCUAGGGGCCUCAACUUCCCUGGCGUGCGUUUAGUGCUGCAGUGGGGGCCCCCCCUCUCUCCUGAGCUGUACGUACACCGAGCAGGCAGGACAGGAAGAGACUGCGGGGAGGUUAUAGUGCUGUAUGAUGAAGCACAAAGGAGACAGCUCAGGCUGCUGCAGCAGCAACUCAAGAUACACCUCAAGCACGCCAAACCCCCCACAGACGCACAAGUGCAGCAGCAGCUUCUUCAGAGACUAGAGGGUGAGAUUACUUCUUUUCCUUUUGCUGGGGACUUGAGUCAACUGACAUCUUUUGCUGCUGAGCAGCAGCAGCAAUGGGGUGUACGUGUACUUGCUGGAGGGUUGUGGCUGCUGCUGCAGCGGCAGCAGCGCAUGUCUUGGGUCUCGUGUCUCUCUGGGAAGCCUCACCGUCUCUGUUUCUUAUUCUUUGACCCUUUAGGGGAGGUGCUGCGGCGUCGCAGCGAUUUGCUGCAGCUGCUACGUGCUGCUCUAACCGAGCAGCAGCUGUCUCUUGUGGGGCAUAGGGAUUCUGCUGCUGGUUUGUUUGCUUCUGGUGCUGCUCCUGCUGCUAUUGCUGAUGAUGCGUCUAUUGAUUCUGUUGCUGAUUCGUUUGCUUCCGUUGCUGCUGCUGCUCGUGUUCUUUCUUCGGAUGUUGAUGCUUUUGCUUUUGCUGCUGCUGCUGCUGCUGGGUGCAGACGCGCCGCUAAGCUGCUGGCUAGGAGAAGGGAGGCUGAGGCUGCGAGGCAAACUCUGAGGCAAAUGCUUCAGCAGAAUAAGCGGAGACAAACGAAAGAAAGCACCCAAGCAGCAGCAGCAGCAGCAGACAGCAGCAGCAACAGCAGCACCCAAGCAGAGUCUUAA